Molecule: messenger RNA, 890 nt
Organism: Salvelinus fontinalis (brook trout)
Lineage: Eukaryota; Metazoa; Chordata; Actinopteri; Salmoniformes; Salmonidae
Product: histamine N-methyltransferase-like
Exons: 6
Coding region: 6-890 (294 amino acids)
Molecular function (GO): N-methyltransferase activity
Source: RefSeq, a predicted model, not a curated record
UAGCAAUGUCUUAUGCGAUGAGGAGUUUGGUGGAGGAUGAUAACAGAUACCUCAAGUCCUUCCAGUUGUUCCUGGAAUGCUCCUCUGAACAUCAGUGCAUGCAGGACUUCAUCCACGUCAUCCUGCCUGACAUACUAGCCAGAAUUGGAGAGGGAAAAGCCAAUCUUAAUGUGAUGGGAGUCGGAAGUGGAGCAGGUGAGGUUGACCUGGAGAUGUUCUCGGAGCUGCGUCUGAAGCAUCUUGCCAUAACUGUGGACAAUCAGGUGGUGGAGCCCAGCGCGCAGCAGUUACACCUUUAUAAAGUUUUGGUGUCCCAGAAACCAAAUCUAGAUUACAUUAAAUUCACCUGGAAUAAGAUGACUGCCACUGAGUUUGAGAAGGACUGGCGAGAGAAGAACUAUACCAAGAAGAUGGACUUCAUACACAUGAUACAGAUGUUGUAUUACGUGAAGGAUCCUUGUGCUACAGUGUCAUUCUACCAGAGCCUCCUGGACAAGAAAGGAAAACUACUUAUCAUUCUGGUGUCUGGUGAGAGUGGCUGGGGGAAGCAUUGGAGGACCUUCAAGACCCAACUGUGUAACACAGGGAGCAGUCAAUGUGUCACUACAGGUGAUAUUAAAACCUACCUGGACUCUAAGACAGUGAGUUACCAGAGCUACGAGCUACCUUCUCAGAUUGAUAUCACAGAGUGUUUCACUGAGGGGGACCAGAGAGGAGAGCUACUGCUGGACUUCCUGACUGAGGUGUUGAACUUCAGCAGCACGGCUCCUGCAGAGCUGAAGGCUAGAGCUCUGGAGCUGCUGAGACACCCAGACUGUAGUAAAGAGGUAGAGGGAAGGGUUAUCUUCAAUAACACCCUGGGAGUGCUGGUCGUUGACCCUCUACAGUAA